Molecule: messenger RNA, 1401 nt
Organism: Trypanosoma brucei brucei TREU927
Lineage: Eukaryota; Euglenozoa; Kinetoplastea; Trypanosomatida; Trypanosomatidae
Exons: 1
Coding region: 1-1401 (466 amino acids)
Source: RefSeq, a predicted model, not a curated record
AUGAGCGCGGACACUAUUUGUCGUGACCACGCCGCACAAACUAGCCAGGAUAGGCCGUGCCAGACGGGCUGCCCCGCCGGUUAUAUUGCUGGAGCUGCCACUCGAGUGGCCGGUAAUGUGAUUCCACCUUGUCACAAUGGCCCACUCUACCGUGUUCCUUGUUGCUGUGAAGUGGCUCACGACGUUUGCCCUGCGACAGCUUCCGAUCACAGUUGCUGCCACUGUUGUUUUGGAUGCUCGCGUGAUAAUGUGCCAUACCAACACCACCAGGGGCGGCCAUACUCUGGAGGAGGGGUUGGUGUUCUCCCAGUGGCUCACGGGUCGCGGCUCUGUGCGUUUUGCGUGCCUGAAAGGGAGCAGCUGAGGGAGUAUGAACAUCAUGAGAAGAGGCAGCGAUAUCUCGCAGUGCGGGCGGAUCGGGAAAACCUUCUUCAAGCACUCGGUGGGAAGGUGGUGGGUACUCACGGCGAAUCACGGGGGCAUUACAAAUCCAAUAUGACACACCUUAUGCGCCACGCUCGCGGGACAAUACACCAACAAGCUGCUAUGGCUGAGCAACAGCGACGGAGACAAGAGCUUCGGCGCGAAGUUGAAGAACGACGGCGGGAGCUGGGAGGUCGCGGUUAUCGGCAACUAGUGGGCCCCGUGGAAGACAGACGCACUUCCCGGGUUGUGGCGCGCCCCCGAAAGGAAACGCCGGCUUAUUACUAUACUCCUGUACCACACUGUGGGACUGGUCAAAUGAGGCAACAUUCUCUGGCGAGAAAUACAGUAGCGCAUGUGGCUCCGCGUGCGGAAGGGAAAUGUGUAGCCGCGCACAAGGAAAGGCGCGCGGCAGCACCCCGUGUAACUAAUAAUGAGGACAACGUUCCUGAGAACACACAACCGCCGAAGAAGUCCAAGGCUACGGAUGCACGGCCAGCUCAGGUAAGCCGGUCGACUUCCUUUAUUAAAAAAGGGUCAGAACCCAACCAGCACCCUCAAGUAGUGUUGCAAUGCUGUUGCCAUGCUGUCUGCCGUUGCCGGCCUUGUAAGUGUUUUGCGCCGUGCCGCUGUAAUAAUAAUGUACCUGCGAAGGACCCUGGGACGGCGCCCUCGGCCGUCGUUGCGAAAAGCGAAAAAGAGGAACCCCCGGCGGCGAAAACUCCCCGUCCCACAAAUGAGUUUAAGAAAAGCGUCGCAAACUCACCUGUGGCUCGUAGUAGUAGCGUAAAACAUGGCAGGAAAAUCUUUAUAACAGAUCAUGCUCACUCAGAUAGGCGUUCUCAGGUCAUUAAUCGCUUAGAGGAAGAUGGCUACUUGCGUCCGGUGCCACCUACGACACGCAGCCCAAGUGCACCACUGGCAGAGAAGGCGAAGAAAUGGGAAACGACACGCAGCACAAGCGCUCACCAUUUGUAA